CCAAUCUAGACACAUUUAAUGGCGGGAGCAUCACAGAAUCUAACUGUUCAGACAAGAAGCCACGUGUAUCGUCCUUGAGCACCGUACCAAACGUGUAUAAAUACGCAAGAUCGCGACGCACCGUGUAAUAAAAAAGAGUAAAAAAGCUGAAUGAUUAUUUCUAGAAGGAUUAGAGAUUCUCGGUCAGUCACUAUGAACCCGCUCCGAUUCAAACAACCGAGUCGAUUACCGAGUUUCGGAGAGACGGGGAUUGAGAACGAGCAGGUGCUGACUCUCGUCUUCGAGUCCAUCGGCUGGGACAUCCGGACGAUAUGCGCCGUCGCCUCCGUGAGCCGCAGGUUCUGCGCGAUCGUCAGACGCGUCCUGUGGCGUCUCCUCUGCGUCCGCCGCGCUCCGGGGAUGGCGGCGGCGUUGUCCGGAUCGGAUGCCGGCGGGAGAAUCGGGGGAUGGCAGGCGUUGGCGAAGCUCAUGUUCUUCUGCGGCGGCGGCGAGUCGACUCGGUGGCCGGGUCACUUCGCGUCCGAGUCGAGGUUCUCCAAGACCUCGGGGAGGUUUUUCCUGCCGAAGAACUGCAGGGGAGAUCUCUUGUACGUGAGCGAUCCGUGCGAGCAUGAGGCAGUGGGCGGUGGUGGUGGUGGAGACGAGCAUUUGGGGGUAUUCAGAGGGGUGUUUAGGGAAUUUAUGAGGUCGAAGACGAGGCAGUGUUUGGUGAGGAGGCAGGCGGAGCUUGAGGAGAAGGUUAGGUGUCCGUACUGCGGAGGGCGCGUGUGGAGCAUGAAGGCGGCGCGUUUAGUUCCUAAGAGUGCGGCGAGGCGGUUGGGCUCGAGAGACGGUGGGCUGGAGUUCUACGUUUGCGUUAACGGUCACUUGCACGGUACUUGCUGGCUGAUUCCGCUCUCGUCGGAUGAAGAAGAAGAAGAAGAGAGGGGUUUUAAUGGUGAAGAAGAUGAUGAUGAUGAUGGCUAUGACUUUUUUACGGCGGUGAGAUCUGAUCAAGCGGUGGUCGGUGAUGAGUGAGUCAUGACUCAUGAGUGAUGGCUUUUAGGCAUAUGUAAACAACAGAAGAGAGAGGAGGUUUCAAUUAGAUUCUCUUAGAAGUGUUGAAUCAAGGAAUCUAAAAGAUUUGAGAGCUCCACAUUAUUGAUUUGUGAUGGCAUUGAGAACGAUUUAAGUUUUGAUAUUACUGUCGUGUCGUCAUUUACCGAUUUGGAUCUUUAGAAGGCCCACUAAUAUAUUUUGGCCCGUGGGUGGAAGCAUAGAGACAAAAUGGGUUCCAGUAAUGAAAAUGUUGUAUGAAUAGUACGAUUUGUUGUUAUACUAUAUGUUUUCUUCCAACUGAUCUUUGAAAUAAAAUCAUUCAAUGA
Molecule: messenger RNA, 1364 nt
Organism: Raphanus sativus (radish)
Lineage: Eukaryota; Viridiplantae; Streptophyta; Magnoliopsida; Brassicales; Brassicaceae
Product: EID1-like F-box protein 3
Source: RefSeq, a predicted model, not a curated record